ACACAGUUGGGGAGGAGGGCGUGGCUUCCGGCGUUUGGCUGGGCCUUUGUCUCUGGCUCGGGCCGGAGCCUGGGAUCCAUCUCUACUCUUCCGCGUGUUGCCCCUCGGGAGCCCUCGGUGACUUUGUCACAGCUUUUGUUGCCGUGAGAUCUGCAGGUACUGGAAGAUGCAUAGCUAAGACGCCAGGACAUCCUGGAAACUGGGAAAUGUUUGUCUGCAUCUUGUUAUUGGGCCACAAGAACACACAGCCAGACCCAGUUUGGUCCAGGAACAACAUUUGGCAAGCUAGCCAAGAGUCCCUGAAAUGGUGCUGCACUCAGUGACCCGUGAUUGUGGCGAGAUGAUUAUUUGGAGACUCCCAGAAGCUGCUGGAUAAGAUAGACCUGGGGAUUCUCCCAGGGGCUAUCCCAUGUACAAAAACCACAUGUCCCUCUCACCACUGGGGAGGAAUGGUGAUCAGGCAGGAGCGGAUGCACUCAUAGGCUUUGCCUCCUCGCUCUUCUUUAAGAGGAUGGAUUUUUCUUCUGCCCUGUGCUCCACACCUGGCUGCCUGUUUAAAAAACCAGAAGCCGGCUGGGCGCUGUGGCUCACGCCUGUAAUCCCAGCACUUUGGAGGCCAAGGGUCACCGAUGUGAACCUGUUACCAGCAGGAACUUGGAGCUUCACAACUAAGACGCCAGGAUCCCCUGGAAGCCUAGAAAUGGGACCACUGACAUUUAGGGAUGUGAAAAUAGAAUUCUCUCUGGAGGAAUGGCAAUGCCUGGACACUGCACAGCGGAAUUUGUAUAGAGAUGUGAUGUUAGAGAACUACAGAAACCUGGUCUUCCUUGGUAUUGCUGUCUCUAAGCCAGACCUGAUCACCUGGCUGGAGCAAGGAAAAGAACCCUGGAAUAUGAAGAGACGUGAGAUGGUAGACAAAACCCCAGUUAUGUGUUCUCAUUUUACCCAAGAUGUUUGGCCAGAGCAGAGCAUAAAAGAUUCUUUCCAAAAAGUGAUACUGAGAACAUGUGGAAAGUAUGGACAUGAGAAUUUACAGCUAAGAAAAGACCAUAAAAGCGUGGAUGCGUGUAAGGUGUACAGAGGAGGUUAUAAUGGACUUAACCAAUGUUUGACAACUACUGAGAGCAAAAUAUUUCAGUGUGAUAAAUAUGUGAAAGUCUUUCAUAAAUUUUCAAAUGUAAAUAGAAGUAAGAUAAGACAUACUGGAAAGAAACCUUUCAAAUGUAAAAACCGUGGCAAAUCAUUUUGCAUGCUUUCACAAUUAACUCAACAUAAGAAAAUUCAUACUAGAGAGUAUUCUUACAAAUGUGAAGAAUGUGGUAAGGCCUUUAACUGGUCCUCAACACUUACUAAACAUAAGAUAAUUCAUACUGGAGAAAAACCCUACAAUGAGAUAAGACAUACUGGAAAGAAACCUUUCAAAUGUAAAAACCGUGGCAAAUCAUUUUGCAUGCUUUCACAAUUAACUCAACAUAAGAAAAUUCAUACUAGAGAAAAACCCUACAAAUGUGAAGAAUGUGGCAAAGCUUUUAAUCGGUCCUCAAAUCUUACUAAACAUAAGAUAAUUCAUACGAGAAAACCCUACAAAUGUGAAGAUAAAAAAGCUUUUAACCGGUCCUCAACCUCAGCUAAACAUGGGUAAUUAUAUACAGAGAAACCCAAAUGUAGCAAUGUGUAAAAGGCCUUUAACCAUUCUAUCUUUAAUAAACAUAAGAGAAUUCAUAUGGAAGAUAAACCCUACAAAUGUGAAGAAUGUGGCAAAGCCUUUAGAGUAUUCUCAAUUCUUAAAAAACAUAAGAUAAUUCAUACUGGAGAAAAACCGUUCAAAUGUGAAGAAUGUGGCAAAGCCUUUAACCAGUUCUCAAACCUUACUAAACAUAAGAUAAUUCAUACUGGAGAGAAACCCUACAAAUGUGAUGAAUGUGGCAAAGCCUUUAACCAGUCCUCAACCCUUACUAAACAUAAAAGAAUUCAUACUGGAGAAAAACCCUACAAAUGUGAAGAAUGUGGCAAAGCUUUUAAACAGUCCUCAACCCUUACUGAACAUAAGAUAAUUCAUACUGGAGAGAAACCCUACAAAUGUGAAGAAUGUGGCAAGGCCUUUAGCUGGUCCUCAGCUUUUACUAAACAUAAGAGAAAUCAUAUGGAAGAUAAACCAUACAAAUGUGAAGAAUGUGGCAAAGCCUUUAGUGUAUUCUCAACCCUUACUAAACAUAAAAUAAUUCAUACUAGAGAAAAACCCUACAAAUGUGAAGAAUGUGGCAAAGCCUUUAACCAGUCCUCAAUUUUUACUAAACAUAAGAUAAAUCAUACUGAAGGGAAAUCCUACAAAUGUGAAAAAUGUGGCAAUGCUUUUAACCAGUCCUCAAACCUUACUGCACAUAAAAUAGUUUAUACUGGAGAGAAACCCUACAAAUAUGAAGAACGUGACAAAGCCUUUAACAACUUCUCAACCCUUAUUACACAUCAGAUAAUUUAUACUGGAGAGAAACCCUACAAACAUGAAUGUGGCAGAGCCUUUAACAAAUCCUCAAAUUAUACUAAAGAGAAACUACAAACCUGAAAGAUGUGAGAGUGAUUUUGACUACAUCUCAAACUUUUCUAAACAUAAACCAUACUGGUGCCCUAGAAAUGUGAGGAAUGCGACAAAGCCUUUAAAUGGUUGUCACACUUGAUUGUAGGUAAGAUAAUUUAUAAUGGAGAAAAAUCCUACAAGUAUGAAGAAUGUGGCACUUUUAACCAAUCCUCAUACCUAAUUGCACAGGAAAGCAUUUAUACUUGAGAAAAAUUCUAUAAAGAAUAUGGAAAAGCCAUUUAUAUCUGCUCACAUCUGAACAUCAGAGAGUUCAUACUUAAUAAAAUGCAGUUACUGUCAAAAGAUCUUUCAGAAAAUAUAAGCCUUUAACAUGAGGAAGAGUAUUCUUAAGACAAACAUUGCAAAUAGAGGGUUGUAGUACCUUUACUUUUGUGAUAGAUCUUACUGUACACAUUUUGUACCAGAGGAAAACCCUAAAGCAUUAGUUGCUCAAACUGUUCAACAUCAGGGAGUUUAUAUUGGAGAAAAACCCUGCAAAUGUAAUAAAUACGGAAAAACAUUUUUUUCAAAAACUACAGCUUGGAAAACAGUUCAUUCUAAAAUAUAUUUUUGCAGAUGCAGUAAAUAUGAAAAAUAUUUAAUCCAAAAUUAAGUCUAUGUAAAUAUCAGAGAAUUCACAGUGGAAAUCAUAAGGCAUGAGGCACUGACACUUCAGACGUUACACUAAAUUAGAGUGUUGAGUAUAGGAAAUUCAAAACUAGAAUUGUUAGAUAAGUUAUUUAUAUAUAACUUUAAAAGACGUGGAAGAUUUUUUGGAGAUUUAUAAUUACAUUCAAAGUAUACUUUUUUCUUGAAAAAAAUUACAGAUUUUUUGAAAAGCAAUUAAUGUAAUUUAACUCUCAAAUUCAUGUUUUUCUUUAUUCCUAUUGUAUUCACAUGUGAAAUCAAGUGAUCAGUUGUUGCUGAAUCAGAGCUAUGAGAGAUUCUUUUUUAAAGGUGGGCAUUAUUUAUGCCCCUUUCUAUGGAAGAGUAAGAAAAUUAAAAUAUAAGAUGCAUGAGGAAAAUGUAGAGAUGCUCUUUGUGGUUAACUUAGAAUAUUAAGUGCUGCUUGAGGUACAUGUUUAGACUAAUAUUCUUUUGCAGUAUAGUGAGAAAACAUUUUCAGUUAAAAUUAGUGUAUCAUUUUGUUGAUUGUGCUUUUAUGUAAUAAAAUGCAGUACU
Molecule: messenger RNA, 3757 nt
Organism: Chlorocebus sabaeus (green monkey)
Lineage: Eukaryota; Metazoa; Chordata; Mammalia; Primates; Cercopithecidae
Source: RefSeq, a predicted model, not a curated record